AUGCUCCACAAGUGUGCGGCCAAUACCGAGUUUGAGCUGAUCGGGUACGGUGCACCCUGUACCAUCACAGAAAUGCUCCUAACUAAUGAAUGCGGAAGCGUUUUGCUUAGUAAAAUCAACCCAUUAAAUACUCCGUUCGAUAUGGGAUUGCUUUCCUCUGCACUUAUGCUUGUUUGUGAAUGGGGUGAUGCUACUCGUGGUUUACAAAUGUCCACUGCAAAACGGGCCAUACUCAAACUGGGUACUAAACCAAUUCACGCAAAGAACUGGCGUCCGCAGAUUUUAGUCUACAUACAGCUAGAUAACGAGCUCCAAGUUCUUCAUGAUCGUCUGUUAGAUUUGGCUUACCAACUAAAGGCCGGACAUGGGUUAACGUUGAUCGCGGCUAUUCUCGAGGGCGAUAUACUCGAACGUCGAGAAGACGCUAAUACUGCUAAGGCAAAACUGAGCGAACUGAUUCAACAGUAUCGAAUCAAAGGUCUGGCGGAGGUUCUUGUCUCAAGCAGCGUCGGUGAAGGAAUGCGUAACAUGGCUCAGUGUGCUGGCCUAGGCAAUCUGCGCCACAACACAAUCAUGGUCUCAUUCCCAGAGGACUGGCGCGCGGAUUGCGAACGAAACGGUCAGAAAUUGCAUCAGUUUUUGUCUACUGUGAAAGCUGCACAAGCCUGUGAUGUGGCCAUGAUUGUUCCCAAGGGCAUCGACUCAUUUCCCAAGAGUAAGGCUACUCAAAUGCAAGGGAGUGUGGAUGUGUGGUGUAUUGUGCACGAUGGUGGUCUACUUCUACUGACCUCCUAUUUGCUCAUGCGAAAUCGUGUAUGGCGUCAAUGUCAGCUGCGCGUGUUUGUGGUGGCCAACGAGACAGAUGACACUGUCAGUUUGAAACGCGAUAUGACGAAAUUCAUGUAUGAUCUGCGUAUCAACGCCGAAGUCGAAGUGGUGGCUCUGAGCACAGAUGAUAUUUCUGCGUAUGUGGCACAACGCACAGCUAACAUUGAACAGCGUCGUCUUAUGUUGAUGCAAAUGAAAUUGAAAAAUACCGAAGCCCGACUUGAUCCACAACAUAUUGUCGAUCAACACCGAAAGUCACUGGCAUCCAAUGAUCUGGCCGCUUCGGUGGAUGCUCUCAAAGCAGCUGAGGCUCCAAAGCGAAAGAAGAAGGGGUCGAUUUUCGGUUCCGGAUUCCAAUUUCUGUCCGGGAAGGAUCAAGAUGCAUCUGAGGAGCAUGCGAACGGCCGAACCCCGGAUUCUGGCCUUACCAACUCAACUUCGGAUGAUGUGCAUCGUGAUCUGCUAGCUGCUGAUCGAGCACCCGGCAAACCAGCUGAGGAGGGAAUACAGCAUCAGUGCAGUGUGUCAUUUGCCGCUGGACCAGGUCCGGCAGCCGCAGCACGUGAAAAGGGUGAUGCCAAUGGGCUCGAAUCAGCUGAAGAUGGUCAAAAUAGAAAAAUGAACGAGUUCACUUUCUCACCCUCACACCCGCUCGCUGCAGCCGCACGAAAGGCUGUCGGUGAAAAUGCUGCAGGGAAGAAUCACGUCAAUCCGCACACUCCCAGCCGAAUGUCUGAAAAUCAACGCAAAUUACACUCAGCUACAAGAUUAAACGAGCUCCUACAGAAUCAUUCAAGUGAAGCUGCUUUGGUCAUUGUGAAUAUGCCCACACCUUCGCGCUCCGAGGCGAGUGAAUAUUACUACAUGGAUUAUAUUGAAGUUUUGACCGAGGGUCUCUCUCGCGUCUUACUGGUUCGUGGUACCGGACGUGAGGUGAUCACAGCAUUCUCUGAAUAG
Molecule: messenger RNA, 1785 nt
Organism: Echinostoma caproni
Lineage: Eukaryota; Metazoa; Platyhelminthes; Trematoda; Plagiorchiida; Echinostomatidae
Source: the annotation of a GenBank genome assembly